Ornithodoros turicata is the source of this 1584-nucleotide messenger RNA. RefSeq names its product tubulin beta chain. Gene Ontology annotation, biological process: microtubule cytoskeleton organization; mitotic cell cycle. Gene Ontology annotation, molecular function: GTPase activity; GTP binding; structural constituent of cytoskeleton. Bases 71 to 1411 code for a protein of 446 amino acids. Lineage: Eukaryota; Metazoa; Arthropoda; Arachnida; Ixodida; Argasidae. Gene Ontology annotation, cellular component: cytoplasm; microtubule. The transcript has 6 exons. The record is from RefSeq and is a predicted model, not a curated record.
UUGAGUCGGAGUCAGCUCUGUGGCCGCUUCUGUGUUGUUGUACAUCGCUCGCGUAAGAAGCUCGUUGAAAAUGCGUGAAAUAGUUCAUAUUCAAGCUGGCCAAUGCGGCAAUCAAAUUGGAGCUAAGUUCUGGGAGGUUAUCUCCGAUGAACAUGGUAUCGACCCCACCGGAACCUACCACGGAGAUUCAGAUCUUCAGUUGGAGAGGAUCAACGUUUACUAUAAUGAGGCCUCCGGUGGCAAGUAUGUCCCUCGUGCCAUUUUGGUCGAUCUGGAGCCAGGCACCAUGGAUUCCGUCCGCUCCGGACCUUUUGGACAGCUCUUCAGGCCUGACAACUUUGUCUUUGGUCAGAGUGGUGCUGGCAACAACUGGGCAAAGGGCCAUUACACAGAAGGUGCCGAGCUUGUAGACUCCGUUCUUGAUGUUGUCCGUAAGGAAGCGGAAGGCUGCGAUUGCCUGCAGGGUUUCCAGCUCACCCACUCCCUCGGUGGUGGCACAGGAUCCGGAAUGGGCACCCUACUGAUUUCCAAGAUCCGUGAGGAAUACCCAGACAGAAUUAUGAACACCUUCAGCGUUGUACCUUCUCCAAAGGUCUCGGACACUGUUGUGGAACCCUACAAUGCCACCCUCUCGGUUCACCAACUGGUCGAAAACACUGACGAGACCUACUGUAUUGACAAUGAGGCGCUGUACGACAUCUGUUUCCGCACACUCAAGCUCACAACUCCCACAUACGGUGACCUGAACCACCUGGUAUCUGCUACAAUGUCUGGUGUCACCACAUGCCUCCGAUUCCCCGGUCAGCUGAAUGCUGAUCUGCGAAAAUUGGCAGUUAACAUGGUACCCUUCCCCCGUCUCCACUUCUUCAUGCCUGGCUUUGCUCCAUUGACUUCCCGAGGUAGCCAGCAGUACAGAGCGCUCACCGUGCCAGAGCUCACUCAGCAGAUGUUUGAUGCUAAGAACAUGAUGGCUGCAUGUGAUCCCCGACAUGGACGUUACUUGACGGUGGCUGCUGUAUUCCGCGGUCGUAUGAGCAUGAGGGAAGUUGAUGAGCAGAUGUUGAAUGUCCAGAACAAGAACUCCAGCUACUUUGUUGAAUGGAUUCCGAACAACGUGAAGACUGCAGUCUGUGACAUUCCUCCUCGUGGUCUUAAGAUGUCCGCCACAUUCAUUGGAAACAGCACUGCCAUCCAAGAGCUUUUCAAGCGUAUUUCCGAGCAAUUCACAGCUAUGUUCCGUCGCAAGGCUUUCUUGCAUUGGUAUACGGGUGAGGGUAUGGACGAAAUGGAGUUCACCGAAGCAGAGUCCAACAUGAAUGACCUGGUGUCUGAAUACCAGCAGUACCAGGAGGCUACUGCAGAUGAGGAAGGAGAAUUUGAAGAUGAGGAAGAAGCUCAGGCUGAAGCCUAAAAGCAACUACAGCAUGCAGCCACCAUGAUUUUUUUUUUUUUUUUUCUUCCUUGUGCUUCCCUUGUUUCCAGAUAUCGACUUUUUUUUUUUUGCUCUCUGGAGUUGGAAGACUGCAGUAGCAGUUUUUUUUCUUUUCCAUGUUUUUGUAAAUAAAAAUGCUAUGCAGUAUCAUA